Molecule: messenger RNA, 417 nt
Organism: Arabis nemorensis
Lineage: Eukaryota; Viridiplantae; Streptophyta; Magnoliopsida; Brassicales; Brassicaceae
Source: the annotation of a GenBank genome assembly
AUGUCCAAAUGGGACAGUUCCGAUAUUGAGAAACACAAAAGAAUCGCAGAUGUUAAAUUACAAGAUCAACGUCCUUACCGUGGUAUAGCAUCAUGGAUAAGUGUGCAUGACUUGAACAUUAGUGGAGACCAAGCUUCAUUUGCUCGUAUUUAUGUAGGCAGUGCAAUUAACAACAAAGUUAAUUCUAUCCAAACCGGUUGGAUGAUAAAUCCAAGUUUAUUUGGUGAUAGCCGUUCAUGGAGUUAUGGAUUUUGGAAGGGUGCCAAUGGAGUAGGUUGUUAUCGAUGUCCUGGUUUUGUUCAAGUGUCGAAAACUGAUCCACUAUUUGGGCCUUUACCUCAAGCUCCUGAAGGAGAAAGGAACAUUGGUAUUGCUAUUCAUCAGGUAGUUAAUAUUCAAUUCGAUUUUAAAUUAUAA